Rhagoletis pomonella (apple maggot) is the source of this 4371-nucleotide messenger RNA. RefSeq names its product Down syndrome cell adhesion molecule-like protein Dscam2. Lineage: Eukaryota; Metazoa; Arthropoda; Insecta; Diptera; Tephritidae. The transcript has 16 exons. Gene Ontology annotation, cellular component: plasma membrane; axon. Bases 1 to 4371 code for a protein of 1456 amino acids. Gene Ontology annotation, molecular function: protein binding. Gene Ontology annotation, biological process: cell-cell adhesion; axon guidance. The record is from RefSeq and is a predicted model, not a curated record.
AUGCCUGAUCUUCUAUAUAGCGCAGAAACGUGGACGAUGUUGAACAACGAUGAGAAGGCGUUGGGUGCUUUCGAGAGAACUAUUCUACGCAAGAUCAAGCGUGUUUAUGGCACCUCCCAUAGACGUGAUGCACCGCCAGUACUGCUGUACAGCUUCAUCGAACAAACACUGCAGCCGGGACCGGCUGUGAGCUUGAAAUGCUCAGCAGCCGGAAAUCCAACACCGCAAAUUUCAUGGACAUUGGACGGAUUUCCACUGCCAUCAAACGGAAGAUUUAUGAUUGGGCAAUACAUCACUGUCCAUGGCGAUGUAAUUAGUCACGUCAACAUUAGCCAUGUCAUGGUUGAGGAUGGUGGCGAAUAUUCGUGCAUUGCAGAGAAUCGUGCGGGAAAGGUUCAGCAUGCGGCGCGCUUAAAUAUUUAUGGCCUUCCCUACAUACGCUUAAUACCGAAAGUCACUGCCGUGUCUGGUGAAACCCUAAACUUGAAGUGCCCUGUUGCUGGCUAUCCCAUAGAGGAAAUACAUUGGGAGCGAAGCGGUCGCGAAUUGCCUGAUGAUAUCCGACAACGUGUUCAACCGGAUGGCUCAUUGACCAUCAAUCCGGUGCAGAAGAAUACCGACUCGGGCGUAUACACAUGCUGGGCACGCAACAAGCAGGGGCAUAGUGCGCGUCGUAGUGGCGAAGUCACCGUUAUAGUCCCACCCAUAAUAGAACCGUUCGUGUUUCAAGAUGGCCUUGCCGAGGGUAUGCGCACGCGCACAGUAUGCGGUGUAUCGCGCGGUGAUCCGCCGCUCAAAUUGAUCUGGCUCAAGGAUGGCGAACCGUUGCCCGAAUUAUUGGGCGCCAAUGUCACAAUGCUCGAUCAAUAUUCAUCUUUGCUGAGCAUACCUUCGCUGUCGGCUACGCAUACCGGCGAAUAUACGUGUGUGGCAAAAAAUCCGGCUGCGGAAAUCAAAUACACUGCCGUAUUGCAGGUCAAAGUGCCACCACGCUGGAUUGUCGAGCCGACCGAUGCAAAUGUGGAACGUAACCGCCAUAUAAUGCUGCAUUGUCAGGCGCAGGGUGUGCCAACGCCCAGCAUUGUUUGGAAGAAGGCUACAGGCAGUAAGUCUGGUGAAUACGAGGAGGUGCGAGAGCGGCCUUUCACCAAAUUAUUGAGCAACGGUUCGCUGCUACUGCAACACGUUAAAGAGGAUCGUGAAGGCUUCUACCUUUGUCAAGCGAACAAUGGCAUUGGAACUGGCAUCGGAAAAGUUAUACAGCUAAAAGUAAAUUCUUCGCCGUACUUCUCAUCCACUUCACGCUCGGUAACGGUGAAAAAAGGUGACACAGCGCUUUUGCAAUGCUCUGUCAGCGGUGACAAACCGAUUAAUAUCGUUUGGAUGCGUUCGGGCAAAAAUACGUUGAAUCCAUCAACAAAUUACAAAAUUUCGGUGAAGCAAGAGGCGACACCUGAUGGUGUUUCUGCCGAAUUGCAAAUACGCAUGGUGGAUGCCAGCGAUAGUGGCCCGUACUUUUGUCGUGCGAGCAAUCUCUAUGGCAAUGAUCAGCAAUUGGUGCAGCUGCAGGUGCAGGAGCCACCACAACCGCCCACCGUUUUGGAGGCGGCUAUGAUUUCUAGUCGUUCGGUGAAUUUGAAAUGGCAACCGAAAACAAUGAACACAGCGGAUAUCUCAAAAUACAUUGUGGAAUUCAAGGAAAUGGACCCACUCUUCAUCGAGCAGUGGCAACAAGUAGAGGUCAAGGAUCCACCAACGUACACAACGUUAAUUGAGAAUCUUAAGCCAGCAACACGUUAUUCCUUUCGCGUAAUAGCCGAAGGCACUGCCGGCCGCAGCGCACCGAGUCAAGAGUUAGUGGUGCGCACCGAACCACAACGUCCCGCCGGACCGCCGCUCAAUCUCUCAGUACGUCCAUUGUCUUCCACCGAGUUACUUGUCAGCUGGUUGGCGCCGCUCGUAGAAUUGCGUCACGGCGACAUACAAGGCUACAAUGUUGGCUAUAAAUUGGCCAGCUCGGGAAACUCGGCAUACAAUUUUACCUCAGUGUCCGGUGAUGGCGAUGGUGGCACCGGCGAACUCUUGCUAAGCGGCUUACAGAGAUUCGCGCGUUACAAUGUUGUUGCGCAGGCCUUCAAUCAGGUGGGACCCGGUCCACUCUCUGAGCCGGUGUCAGCGCAAACAAUGGAAGACGUGCCAAGUCGACCGCCGGAGGAUAUACGUUGCGCCGCAUUGACCUCACAAUCAUUGCAAGUUUCGUGGCAGCCGCCGCCAAUCUACCAUACCAAUGGUCUCUUGCAGGGUUACAAAUUAAUUUUCGAGCCUAUUCUGGAUGACUUUUCUCUCAACAAAGACGAAGUUGAAUCACGCAAGACAACCGCUCUAACCACAGUGCUGACGGGAUUACGCAAGUACACCAACUACAGCAUACAAGUGCUGGCACACACACGCAUGGGUGAUGGCGCGCUAUCCAACCCACUCUACUGUCACACCGAGGAGGAUGCUCCCGAAGCGCCGGCUGACAUCAAAGUGGUCGUUAGCUCACCGCAAUCUUUGUCUGUCUCAUGGUUGCCACCUACGGAACCGAAUGGGGUCAUCACAAAAUAUAAUCUAUAUACGCGCGUCGUAAACGGGCGAGAAGAGCUGAAUAAUGAAAAACGUAGCUUGCCGUCACAGCAGGCGCAUUACGAGGCGAAAAAUCUGCAUCCUCACAUGGAGUACCAGUACUGGGUGACCGCCUCCACGCGUGUUGGUGAAGGCAAAAGCUCGCGUGUCGCCUCACAGAUUACAACCAAUCGUGUGCCCGCACGCAUUGUCUCCUUCGGUGGUCCGAUAGUGCGGCCAUGGCGCUCAACUGUUACGUUGCCGUGCACGGCAGUUGGCAAACCGAAACGUGAAUGGUACAAGGCGGAUUCACUGCUGCGACAAGGCGGCCUACACAAUUCUCAGCUACUUGAUUCAGGCGACUUGAUUAUCUCGAGUUUACAGAUUUCGGAUAGUGGCAACUACAGUUGUCAGGUGGACAACGGCAUUGGCACGGAUCGGCUGACGCACGUACUAUUGGUGCAAGUGCCACCUUCGGCGCCGGUGCUGUAUGUGACUAGCGCUACUUCGAGCAGUAUUCUGAUGCACUGGAAAUGCGGAUUCACUGGUAAUGCACCAAUCACUGGCUAUACGCUCUUCUAUCGACGCGCCAACAGUAAUAUGGAUGAGAUGCUUUUGUCACGUCAUGCAUCUAGUCACGAACUAAAGGGGCUGGUGUGUGGUAGCACUUAUCAAAUUCAUUUGACGGCUCACAAUAAGGUGGGCACCUCACCGGCCAGCAUCACUUUGCAUGUGCGCACGCAAGGGCAAUCACCCGGAAUGCCGUCAACCACCAGCCUGAUUGCACCCAACUCUACUACAGUAUUGGUGCGUUUGCAUACAUGGCCAGACAAUGGUUGUCCGCUGCUUUACUUUGUGCUGCAAUACCGGCCGGUGACCGAUGAGCCCGAGCGCGAUUGGAUAUUGGUAUCGAACGCUUUAAAACCGCAACGUCGUUUCACCAUUUCCGGACUACAGCCAUCGACUCUCUAUCAGCUGCGCAUGGAGGCACAUAAUGUGGCCGGUGUUUCGCAGGCCGAAUUCACAUUUGUCACUCUCACCAAGGAUGGAGAGCAGCCACCGCCGGAGAUAGUGCAGCGCGGUCAACGUGGCACCAACGUUUUCUAUGGAAAUGUGAAUCUAUUGAUACCGAGCAUUGCCACAUUGUCGGGCAUGAUUUGCACAAUAGCGCUGGUGGUCAUGUGCUAUCGACAUAAACAAGGAAAUCGUAUACAAAAGGAAUCGCUGGAGAAUCGUCAGAACUCGGAGGCAGCGCAGCGGGAACGCUAUUAUGCCACCAUUCACAAAGUGUCGAUGCAGAAUAACGACAAAAUUCCUGAGACAUCCGAGGAUAUUUCACCGUAUGCCACAUUUCAAUUAUCCGAGACGGGAAACAUGUCACAGCCACAUCAUGCCGGUCCGGCUAAUACGCUUUUGCAUUCCUUUAUGUAUCACGAGCGUGCCUUGACCGAGGGUUGCUCGUCACCACCACCCGCAGCGGUAUUAAAACCAACCCAACACCAAAAUCACCACCAUCACCUGAAUUAUCAUUACAACCACAAUCAACGUCCAACUAAGACAAACUAUAAUCAUUAUCAGACCUCGCCAUUUCAUAAUAUCUCUUCGAAGAAUCGGCGCCGUCAUUCGCGUAAAACUGAGCCAGAGAGUGAGGAGUCCGAAUCGGAUCAGGAUCAAUUGACGUCAAGUCGUACGGAGUCAUCCAAUCAGCAUGAGGGAAAAAUAAAGCAUAUUUUUAAUCCCGCUGGCACAAAAAAUUUGUUGGCAUGA